AUGGCCGACGUUAUGCAACCCCUUCAACAGCCCCAAUCCCAGGGGCAGGUGGAUGCUAAGCCCAAGAUGGCUCCACCACCUCCCUCCACGACACCCUCGAACGCCAGCUCGAACAACAACGCUCGCCGACCGCCGCGAAAGAGCACUCUUACGCAGCAGCAAAAGAACCAGAAGCGACAGAGGGCCACCCAAGAUCAGCUCAUGACUCUUGAGGUGGAGUUCAACAAGAAUCCCACGCCCACCGCGCUCGUGAGAGAGCGGAUAGCAUCGGAGAUCAACAUGACUGAGCGAUCUGUUCAAAUCUGGUUCCAGAAUCGACGAGCGAAGAUAAAGAACAUUGCCAAGCGAAGCAUCGAAAGUGGUGAAGAUUGUGACAGCAUUCCAGAAUCGAUGAGACAGUAUCUGGCCAUGCAGGCAUAUGGCCCUGGAAAGGGACUUCCUGCAACCAUGUUGGGCCGUGCUGGCCCUGGAUUCGCCCCAUAUGGCGGCGGUACCCUCUGCCUCAACACUGACACAUCAUCUGGAAAGGUCGUCAUCCAACAUUUCCACUGCCGCUCGCUUUCCAUUGGCACUUGGCGUCGCGUUGGCCAGAGCACUAUGGACCUUGUCAUCUUCUACUCUCCCGACAAGGCCUGCGUGACGUACUACAUCAACAACGAUUCAGCCGGCUACAAGAUCGAAUACCCCUUUGCGUGGAUCAAGAACAUUACCUUGGAGCAAGGUGACGUCCUGGCCCCUGCUGAAGGAGCCUCACAACGUUUGGGUGGACUCGUAAUUGAGUUGACCCGACCACCAAAGUUCUACAUGGACAGCUCUGGGAGCGGUGGUUUCUACGAGUGUGGCGACUUCACUGAGGACCAGCAAGCGAGCCAAACCUUUGUUCACCAGCUUGGAGGACCCUCCAAGGUUCUCAGUGGACAACUUGCCAAGCUCGUCUCUUUGGAAGCAUACCAAAAUCGACACAACAUUUUUGACCCCAGCCAGUUCGCCGUCUCGGCCCCUGUCUCGCCCAUUGGACACCGACCUGCAAGCCAGCCGAACCACAUGAUGCACCCGCACAAUGGUAUGAGCUUAUAUCCGCCUCAAGAGGCUGCUCCUGGGAUGAUGGGUCCUCCAGGUCCCCGCGGCCACAAACGCCAACGAAGUCGCUCUGUCCCUGUUGCUGUCGACUUCAACAUGCUCAGAAAUGGCCCAAUGCCAUCCUUCUUGAUCCAACACGAAGGCCAGCCACCGCAGCAGCCAAUGCAAGAUCCCAACAUCUUCGCUCCGGUUCCACAACACCAGCAUGCGAAUGGUUUCGCUCAAGGUCCUAUGGGUCAUCAUUUGAGCAUCGACACGUCGUCGGGCUUCAACAUGGGCUUGCAGUUCAACGGCUCCUUGUCAGCAACCACUGCGAACUCACCAAGCGAGUAUGGCACUCCUGGACUCUUCACUUCCGGCGCGAACGGCGAAGGCAUGCAACAGCCGCAGUUCAACUUCAGCAACAAUGGCUUCCUUGCUGUUGACCCAGCUUCCAUGAUCGGUACUAGCAACACUCCGCUGUCCAUUGCCAGCCACGGCGACCCUGUCAUUGCCGACCACUCGCCACCACUCAAUGGUGUUGGUCGCAGCCAGAGCGCUGAUAUCUUCGGCACUCCUGGUGAAAGCUCACAGAUUAGCGAUGAAGGCAUCUACCUGUCUGAGUCAUUCAACAAGCAGAUCGCCCUACCAUUCAGGAGCCCAAUGUCUGAGGACGCAUUCCAUUCGCCAAUGCCUGAUGGCAUGUUCAACUUCCAGUCGCCACAAGCAAGUGGGCCAGAUGGUCAAGGCAACAUGAACAUGCAAGGAGCACCACAGAUGAACUUCCAGAGCCCAUCGCAUGACGGCACAAACUACAACUCGCCAUCGCACCAAGGUCAGACUCACCAGGACAGCGGCGUUGACUUUUCGACUCCUUCCCAACAGCAAGCGGCGAUGUUCAACAGCCCAGACAAUGGAAUGCUGUACCAAGACUCCAAGAUGUAUUCCAGCCCAGGCCAGAUGAACAACGUCCCGGACGAACUCUUCCAACAGAGCCCCGCGAACCAAUUCGACAUGCAGACUCAACAAAUGUUCUUUGUCGACCCCAACACGCUCGGACAGCAGCACUAA
Molecule: messenger RNA, 2130 nt
Organism: Zasmidium cellare ATCC 36951
Lineage: Eukaryota; Fungi; Ascomycota; Dothideomycetes; Mycosphaerellales; Mycosphaerellaceae
Exons: 2
Coding region: 1-2130 (709 amino acids)
Biological process (GO): cell differentiation; regulation of transcription by RNA polymerase II
Molecular function (GO): DNA-binding transcription factor activity, RNA polymerase II-specific; RNA polymerase II cis-regulatory region sequence-specific DNA binding
Source: RefSeq, a predicted model, not a curated record